This is a messenger RNA of Megachile rotundata (alfalfa leafcutting bee), 3376 nucleotides long. RefSeq lists its product as uncharacterized. Gene Ontology annotation, biological process: G protein-coupled receptor signaling pathway. Lineage: Eukaryota; Metazoa; Arthropoda; Insecta; Hymenoptera; Megachilidae. Gene Ontology annotation, molecular function: G protein-coupled receptor activity. Gene Ontology annotation, cellular component: membrane. The record is from RefSeq and is a predicted model, not a curated record.
UUUAAGAUUCUUUGUACAAGUUAAUAUUAAUUCACAAAUUUAAAAUGUUGUCAAAUUUAUUUUCUGUUUAUAAAAUAUCGCUUAUUAAAAUCAUCGUAACAAAUUAAAUUAAUCUUCAAUUAUGGAAAGCAAGAGAUAUGCAAUUCAACUUUGAAAUAUAAACAGCAUUAAGUUUCAAUACAAAAAUUGCUAAAGUACCUGAAAACUUUAUACAUAAUUAUCUCCAGUUUUGUAAUUUUUGUUUUGCGGACGUUAUUCAGGAAUCUCGUUUCCAUUUAUCGUUUUACGGCGAAUUAAUUGCAUUACGUCAUACGCUAGUAAAUUCUUUUGGAAUGUCGUCGAACCGGCACUAACUUUUCCCAUAACGAAGAAACAUUCGGAUUUAUGUGUAAUUUUAUUUAAGACUUCUUUUAUAAUUUAAUAUGACGGAUAUAAUCGUCGACAACACAAAGGGUCCAUUGUUUUCAAGCUCACUAUACACGUGCAUAAACAAGUUCUAUUGAACUUGGUAGUUCAUGUUCAAAGGGUGUAAUACUAAGUUAAAGUAAUCAGAUUGAAAAUUGACAGGGAGAUUGGUUGACUAUUCCGUUUCCUCACUAUCAUGCUAAUGAGCAUUUAACAUCGCGCUUUUUACCAAGGCCUGUAAAUUUACCGUUAAAGGUGUUUAGAUGUUGCGUUUGUGUCGCGCCGUUCCCACGAAUGUUAUUUCGAAAAAAUGAAUCCUUCGCACGGAUCUUCAACCCAAUGUGUGAGGUUUCAAAGCGUAGUGGCGGAUUCGUAGAGUGGCUGGUCGUGGAGCGAAGGGCCGCGUCACGAAGGCAAAGUUAACGGCCCAUAAUUCAUAGCCGACAUAUAAUAAAUAUCGUUACUCCAUCGUGAGCUCACGUAGACACGCGCACCGAGGUUUUACACGCACGUACCCCUUGGUAUAAUACGUGUGUAAGGAUGUAAACGUUUCAUGACUCCAUGCAGGCUUUCCCUCAGAUUACGUGUGGUGAGCUUUCGUCCUUGGCGGAGGUCAUUGGAUCGUCUGCGCCGUCUUGGCGGUUCUUCGUUCAUCCUCUUUCGACAUUUUGCUCUCUCAUGAAUAUUCAUUCGCCACUCUAUGGUUUGGGGUGAAUUAAUUGGACUUGGCGCGAGAAUUAAUAGUCAAGAUCGAGUUCUUGACAAGUUUGCUCAAGACAAAUUUAUAGGUUCUCAAAUUUCUAAGAUCCCCAAACUUUUUUCUGAAACCCUACUUACAUCUUGGUGUCAAAUUUCGCGUUUGACGCGAUAUCCUUGUCAGAAACAAAAAACUGUAAAUACGCUUGUAAACUCCAUUUGCGAGCGAGCGUCAAAACGUAGCGAGAGAAAAAAAUAAAAUGAAAUGAAGCACGGAGCGGAGCCGAAAAUAAGAUAAACAUAUUUUAUUCUGGUAGCAUCUGGUACACGGAAUCAGUUGAGCUAAGAAUUCUAUUGGUUAUAGAGUUGUCUAUAAAUAUUAGUCAAUUCUAUUUAUUCAUAACUGGUUGACAAAAUCCAUCUAUAAAAUGCUAAUUCAAAAAAGAAGACUAAUAAUUGUAAUUGAGUGGCAUUCGCAGCGAAGAGGAGGGGGCGCGUAAGGAUGCGCUUACGCAGGAAACGGUGCAUGUCCCGGUGACGUUACAGCGACGAAAAGAAAAAAAAAAAGAAAGAAAACAAAAGGUAUAGCCAGAGAUAAGGAAGCACGGAUGACGCGAUGAGACUGAGCCCGAUUAUCCUGUCGUGGGCCACAGCUAGCUGGCUGGGUCCGGGGACCACGGCGAUACGUGGCCAGGCAUCGAAGGAUUACGAGCUGUCGACGGAAUUCUUCCUGGUACCCGGCGACGUGGCGAUGGACAAGAACGGUUUGGCCAGCGUGGCCAGUGUCAUCAGUGUACCUGCACCGAACAGGACAGUUUCGGUGUUCAAAAUGGCUGGAAAGAAGAGCCAGGAGAUCGAGGCCGAUACUCGACUGUACUCGAGGUCCUUGCUCAGACAACGACCCUGGGCUCUUCCUCUGGCGGCCCUCAGCGCAGCCACGAUGCUCCUCAUGGCUGGUUUCGAGGUUUUCGUACUGCUCAAGGCAAGGGUAACUGCGCCAAACAGACGACACUUAUUUCUGGGACAAGCUCUACUUCUAGGACUAUUCCUUUUGGCAGGACUCUCAGCAGCAGCAUCCCUUAGUCAGAAUCCUUUGUCCUGCGCCGCGUUUCGAUUAGUCGGUUUGCCAGCUGCCCUCGUGUUUGCCGCUCUGUUGGUCAAAUGUGUGUUUCUACUUUCUUUGAACAGCGGCGUUUAUCUGCCAGCACCUUAUCAAGCAUUGGUAUUAGGAUUCGCCGUGCUGGUACAAGUAGCUAUUAUUGGGCAAUGGUUCUACGGUGAACCACCCGCGGUGGUCCAGCUACAAAAUCCAGGAACAAUCUCGACAGCAGGUUGCAAAACACCUCUUGGACAGAUAGUGGCUUCCCUCGGAUAUCCUGGUGCACUGCUGGUAGCAGUAGCUUGUUUAGCAGUGCGAGCCCGCGGCGUACGAGACAACAACCGGGAAGCUGCAUUUAUCGGCUUGGCUGUUGGUUUAUCGCUUCCGAUUUGGAUAUCAAGCGCGAUCGGCUCGGUGGCAGCUUCCUCGGAGAGCGACAGAGAGGCUUGGCUUGCUUAUGGUUUAUUAACUACUUCCCUUCUCGUGUUCCUGACAAUGUUUCUGCCGAAGGGCCGCCAGUUAGCUGCCCUCGGACGAGAAGCUCCUGCCACGGUGAUCCGUGAUCGAGACGAUGCCCUCAGCUCGCUUCCUGGCAGCGGUUACUCGCCUUCCUUUUUCCACUUCAAACCAGUCGAGGCUUCUUUGAAGAGAAAAAUGCAUUAUCACAGCGGUGAUCGUGUCGCAUUAGUUUCAUCCGCCAUACCUGGAUGCACAGCCUGCAGGCAUGGUGGAAGUCCCAUAUACUCUGACGAUGUUCACGGCCCAAUGGAAACGUUCGUGUUGCCACCAGGGAUGUAUCUAAGGCCAGAAGAUGCUGGAAACUUGUACACAACGUUAUCAGCGAAUCCGAACGUAUUUUUUCAACGGGCAGCUCAUCCUGGGAUGAUGUACUGAUAAUUGCCCGGAACCCCUUCCGACCACGAAAGCCCGCGAAUUUCGAUAACAGAACUGCUUUUCUACAUUCUUAUAAUUAGAUAGCUACGAAACAAUGGACUUUGUUUCCUAUUCGUUUGUCUUGUUAUUGUAAAUAAUAUCACGUACGAGUGUUGCUCGAGACUUUUAAUUUUCCUUUGUCUCGGUUAUGCUCGAUUAUUUCGAUAACAAAUCAAACUGUAGCAGUCGAAGGCGAAUUUCGCGAGAAAUUAUAAUAAAGGUACGAUACAUUUUUUUAUAAUC